This is a messenger RNA of Salvia hispanica, 1283 nucleotides long. RefSeq names its product putative protein S-acyltransferase 16. Gene Ontology annotation, molecular function: palmitoyltransferase activity. The record is from RefSeq and is a predicted model, not a curated record. NCBI's taxonomy places the organism in Eukaryota, Viridiplantae, Streptophyta, Magnoliopsida, Lamiales, Lamiaceae.
CCGCACCAAAUUUAAACCACACCGCCGGAGACGCCGCCGUAAUCGGCCAUUACGCCGGCGCCUCCGUCCCCCACCCGCCCGAUACGAUCAACUAUGGAGCACGCCUGCAAUUUCUCAUUCCACGUCGCCGCCGUCUCCGCCGCCAUCGCCUACAUCUAUUUCUCGACGGUGCUUGUCUUCAUCGACCGCUGGUUCGGUCUGGGUUCCUCUCCUGGAAUGAUAAACGCCGCCGUUUUCACUUUCAUAGCCGCCAUGAGCAUAUCCAGCUACCGCCGCGCCAUUUACACGGAUCCGGGCCGAGUCCCAACCUCAUUCGUGCCCGAUGUUGAGGACCCGGACAGCCCGAUCCACGAGAUCAAGCGCAAGGGUGGUGAUUUGAGGUACUGCCAGAAGUGUUCCCACUAUAAGCCUCCUCGAGCCCAUCAUUGCCGCAUAUGCAAUCGAUGUGUUUUACGAAUGGAUCACCAUUGUGUAUGGAUGAAUAACUGCGUGGGGCACGCAAACUACAAGAUCUUCUUUGUCUUUGUGUUUUAUGCUGUUCUUUCUUGCAUAUACUCCCUGGUAUUACUUGUUGGAAGUGCGACAGUUGAUUCUCAUCAAGAUGCUGAAGACACUUCUCGAACAAUACAUGUCAUUUCAGGUUUACUGUUGGUGCCCUUAUGUUUGGCGCUAGGAUUUUUCCUCGGAUGGCAUUUCUAUCUUAUUUUACAAAACAAGACUACAAUUGAGUACCAUGAAGGCGUAAGAGCAAUGUGGCUUGCCGAGAAAGGAGGCCAUCUCUAUUCACAUCCAUAUGAUAUUGGCACUUUUGAUAAUUUGACAGCAGUUCUGGGUCCAAAAGUUUUGUGCUGGCUGUGCCCCAGUUCAGGGCAUGUUGGCUCCGGCCUUCGUUUCAAAACCAAGUAUGAUGCCCUCAUGGGAUUGUCGCCUCCAGAUUGAAGACGAGUUUGUGGCUCUAGAUAACAUACAUUCUAUACUGUGCUGAUGAUGGUAAAGGAUAGUUUCAAACAUGUAUCAACCAAUGAUAGUCUUGUAGCUGAAGUCAUUAAGCUUUCUCCUGUUCAUGUUCUAGAGUGUUGUAACGUGUAGGUUUUGUAUCGUGCCUGUCUCUGCCUUCUGGGGUCGGAAGUUUGAGCUUCCCUCCCCACACGGUAAUCUGUAUAGAAGCUUACAACAUUGUGAUGUACAAAAUGGAAUUUACAACCCUGAUUGACCUAUACAAGUAGAACUGUAAUCUUGUGAUCAUCAAACAUUUUUGGCAAUAGAUUUUUUUUUUAUGGCAA